AUGCCUCUCGUUAGGAAUCCUAUCAUUCCUGGGUUUAACCCAGACCCCUCUAUUGUGCGUGUUGGAAACGACUACUACAUUGCCACCUCUACAUUUGAGUGGUAUCCUGGGGUCCAAAUUCACCGCUCCAAAGACCUCGCCAACUGGACCCUGGCGGCGAGGCCUUUGAACCGCAAGGCUUUGCUUGAUUUGCGCGGCGUGGGUGAUAGCGCUGGUGUUUGGGCCCCAUGUCUUACACACGAUGGAACCCGGUUCUGGCUCGUGUAUACCGACACUAGAGAGCAAAAUGGAGCAUUCGUCGACUGCCAUAACUACAUCACUAGCGCCAGCACCGUAGAUGGGCCAUGGGCAGACCCGGUCUAUGCCAACUCUUCCGGUUUCGAUCCCUCGCUAUUCCACGACGACGACGGGCGUAAGUGGUUUGUCAACAUGGUCUGGGACCAUCGUAGCCGUCCGAAUCUAUUCGCUGGGAUCUGUCUCCAGGAAUUUGAUCCUGUGGCUGGACGGCUGGUGGGACCCCGAAAGAAUGUUUACAAAGGGACAAAGUUAGGCUGCAUCGAGGGGCCUCAUCUCUAUAAACGCAACGGAUGGUAUUAUCUCUUAGUCGCAGAAGGAGGCACGGGUUGGUUUCAUGCGUGCACUCAGGCUCGGUCUCGGGACAUAUGGGGUCCGUAUGAGACGCACCCCCAGGAGCAGAUUCUCACAUCGAAAGAUUCUGCAUUUACUGCUCUGCAGAAAAGCGGCCAUGGAGAUAUUGUUGACACGCCCGACGGAAAAACCUACAUUGUCCAUCUGACUUCCAGGCCCAUUGGCCACGACCGCCGCUGCGUGCUGGGCCGGGAGACGGGCAUUCAGGAAGCGUACUGGGGCGACGACGACUGGUUGUAUGUCAAGGACGGCCCACGCCCGAGUCUGUACGUGAACCUGCCCGCUGAUCGUGACGAAGAUCUCUAUUGGGCCACAAAAAGAUAUACAUUUGAAAACGGACUUCACCCAGACUUUCAGUGGCUGCGGACACCGGAGCCUGAACGAAUCUACCAUGCAGGCCAAGGCAAACUUGUCCUAACUGGACGCGAAUCUAUCGGCUCAAAGUUUGAACAGGCUCUUGUCGCACGGCGGCAAACCCAUUUUUCUUACGAUGCCGAAACCGUCGUUGAUUUCUCGCCUGAGGAUGAGCGGCAGUACGCCGGACUAACAGCCUACUAUUCGGCGUCUAAUUACUUCUACCUUGCGGUGACGGCGCACUCAGACGGCCAGAGGGAGCUCAUACUUAUGACUCUGGAGAAGAAGAACAAUAGAGGUUGGCUGGACAGCCCCAUGAUCGCGCCAGUGCCAAUACCGAACGAAGGCAAGAUGAGGCUAGCCCUUACCGUCCGCGGCAGUGCUUUGCAUUUUUUCUACGCGGUUGGGGACGGGGAGUUAGUUGGAAUUGGCCCGACGUACGAUGCCACCAUACUCUCGGACGAGAGUGUGAUAGACCGAGGAUUUAGUGCCUUUACAGGGGCCUUUGUGGGAAUGGCGUGUUCUGAUUUGAACGGUUUGGCUCGGGAAGCAGCGUUCGACUAUUUUCUGUAUCGACCUGUUAGUGACCCGUCAGAUCGCUACGAUGUUUGA
This is a messenger RNA of Colletotrichum truncatum, 1614 nucleotides long. RefSeq names its product Beta-xylosidase. Gene Ontology annotation, molecular function: hydrolase activity, hydrolyzing O-glycosyl compounds. The record is from RefSeq and is a predicted model, not a curated record. Gene Ontology annotation, biological process: carbohydrate metabolic process. NCBI's taxonomy places the organism in Eukaryota, Fungi, Ascomycota, Sordariomycetes, Glomerellales, Glomerellaceae.